GUCACACCACCCCAAAAACGUUUUCAUUGAGGAAUAUUUUUGUUGUUUCUUUUCGUUUUUCGGCGAAAUUUUAGUUUAAAAUUAAUUCUUUUCGAUUAGGAGCAUAGAAUGUCCGAUGAUGACGAUAUACAAUACAUUAAACGGCCGCGUACCAUUCACUACGGCUCGCUGGAGGAGACGGAGCGCAAGCGGCAAAAUGCCGGUGGCGCGUCGUCUGCGGCAACAGCAGCAACAACAACCACAGCCGCCUCGGGCACAACGCCGGCCCAAACAUCGGGGGCGGGGUCAGCUCCUCCAGCGGCCACAGCAACCCCUGCCCAGCUGGAGGACAUCGAAUCGGAUGAGGAUUACGAGGAGCCCAGCAAGAAGGUAAGCAACACAAAAGCCAGCCUCCCACCACCCACGGCGGCCUCGUUGGCCAACAAAAUCAACGAUGACUACUUCGAUCUGGAGACGGAGAUGGAGCGCGACAAGGUGGCGCUCCUGGAGGAGUUCGAGCGCAAGAAGCGUGCCCGACAGAUAAACGUGUCCACGGACGAUGCGGAGAUCAAGAGCAAUCUCCGACAGCUGAACGAGCCGAUUUGCUUUUUCGGCGAGGGUCCGGCGGAGCGGCGACGCCGCCUCAAGGAGCUGCUAGCCAAUCUCGGCGACAAUGCACUGAACAAGAAGUCCGAGGAGGAGGAGCGCAAGAUGCAGCAGCGCGAACAGGAGGCCACAUGGUACCACGAGGGACCCGAGACAUUGAGGAUAUCACGCCUCUGGCUGGCUGACUACUCGCUGCCGCGUGCCCGCGAUCGUCUGAUGCGUGCCCAAGAGGCGCUCGAUGUGCCCAGUGCCACGCGGGCUGGUCGCAUGGUGGAGAUGCAAAAGAAGCUUCAGUCUUUGGCUCCUCUCUGCUCGCAAGUGGGCGACACGCGGCCCGUGAGCGGUGCCGCCUUCAGCCAGGACUCCACGCUGCUGCUGACCUCAUCGUGGUCGGGCCUCUGCAAGCUGUGGAGCGUGCCCGACUGUGAGCUGAAGCAGACGCUGCGUGGCCAUGCCAGCUAUGUCGGUGGCGUGGCCCUGCGGCCGGGCGUCAAGGCGGAUGAGGAGAAUGUGGUGGCCAUGGCCUCCGGUGGCCACGACGGCGCCGUCAAGCUGUGGGGCUUCAACAACGAAGAGUCAAUUGCCGACAUCACCGGCCACAUGCCGCAUCGGGUGUCCAAGGUGGCGUUCCAUCCAUCUGGACGCUUUCUGGCCACCGCCUGCUACGACUCCAGUUGGCGCCUCUGGGAUCUGGAGCAGAAGACGGAGGUGCUGCAUCAGGAGGGGCAUGCCAAGCCGGUGCACUGCCUGGCCUACCAGUCCGAUGGCAGUGUACUGGUCACAGGCGGCCUGGACGCCUUCGGUCGCGUCUGGGAUCUGCGCACAGGACGCUGCAUCAUGUUUUUGGAGGGCCAUCUGGGCGCCGUCUUUGGUGUGGACUUUUCGCCCAAUGGUUUCCACAUUGCCACCGGAUCGCAGGACAACACAUGCAAGAUCUGGGAUCUGCGAAGACGACAGCCCGUCUACACCAUUCCCGCGCACACCAAUCUCAUAGCGGAUGUCAAGUACCAGCAGGACUGUGGCAGCUUUCUGGUCACCUGCUCCUACGACUCGACCACCAAAAUCUGGUCCAACAAGACGUGGCAGCCGCUCAAGACGCUGCAGGGCCACGACAACAAGGUCAUCUCCGUGGAUAUAUCACCCAAUUCGCAGUAUAUAGCCACGACAUCAUUUGAUCGCACCUUUAAGCUCUGGUCGCCCGAUAGCUGAUUUUGUACUUGAUUUAUUUAUUUCAUUUCUAUGUGU
This is a messenger RNA of Drosophila subobscura, 1830 nucleotides long. It is a transcript of the gene U4-U6-60K, whose product is annotated as U4/U6 small nuclear ribonucleoprotein Prp4. Gene Ontology annotation, cellular component: U4/U6 x U5 tri-snRNP complex. Gene Ontology annotation, biological process: mRNA splicing, via spliceosome. The coding region runs from base 109 to 1794 and encodes 561 amino acids. The record is from RefSeq and is a predicted model, not a curated record. The transcript has 2 exons. Gene Ontology annotation, molecular function: U6 snRNA binding; U4 snRNA binding; protein binding. NCBI's taxonomy places the organism in Eukaryota, Metazoa, Arthropoda, Insecta, Diptera, Drosophilidae.